Molecule: messenger RNA, 6776 nt
Organism: Dicentrarchus labrax (European seabass)
Lineage: Eukaryota; Metazoa; Chordata; Actinopteri; Moronidae
Product: leucine-rich repeat-containing protein 52-like
Exons: 2
Coding region: 407-1384 (325 amino acids)
Cellular component (GO): voltage-gated potassium channel complex
Molecular function (GO): transmembrane transporter binding; potassium channel activator activity; voltage-gated potassium channel activity
Source: RefSeq, a predicted model, not a curated record
CUUGAGUGCGCCCCCCUCAUUUGGAUUCAGUUUCGGAAAGCGAGACGAUGGCAAACAUGUUGUGGAACAACUGACCGUGAACAUUGCAAGCAGCGCAGCAUGAGAGGACGUUGUGGACGUUUACAGCGUGUGAAUAGAUGUGUUGUGAUGGAAGAAACCCGAAGAAUCAAUGACAUUUGAAACAGCAUGAAGGCAUCUGGUUGUCAAGUUCCAGACAGUGGAUGCACGCUGGAUCCAGAACCAACAGGAUGAACUGAGACAUUACGCGCAAGAGGUUGCCACGGGCGAGCUUUAGGUUUGACCUCUGUGGAACUAAUUUCUGGGACAAACUCGAGGAUGUAUCAAUGAAGAAUGUGAGUGUGGCUGACUCUCUCCAAACGGGGUGGAUGAAGCCCUCGGCGGUGUCAUGCGUCUUGCCCCGCAGCCAAGCGCGCAACCCUUGCGGCUCAUAGUUCUGCUCCUCCUCACCACGGGGGUGAACCCAUCCCCGGUGCUCUCUUCGGGCUGCCCGGACAGGUGCGUGUGCGAUGACCAGCUGGUGGUUCAAUGCGCUGGGCAGCACCUGACCACCUUCCCGGUCAACUUGCCGCUGGCCACGCGGCAGCUCAUCAUCUCCAACAACCGCAUCGUGGAGCUGCCACCGCUCGCGCUCAACUACCUCUCCGAUCUGGUGUACUUGGACUGCAGCAACAACUCCCUGACCGAGAUAUCAGAGUCCACGUUUGGAAAUCUACGGAAGCUGGCCUACCUGGACCUCUCCUUCAACACCUUGAGCCGGAUCGAGGACAGGACGUUCGGCCCAUUGGCGAGCCUGGUGAUGCUGAGGAUGACUGACAACCCGGGGCUCUCGGAGAUUCACCCGGACGCCUUUGCGGAAAACGCGGCCCUCCAGGUGCUGGAUGUGAGUCGGAACAACCUGACGGUCCUCAACAUCACCUCCCUGAUCGCGCUGCCCUCCCUGCGCUCGGUGGGGCUCAGCGGGAACCCGUGGAGCUGCGAGUGCGACAACGAGGACCUGUGCCUGUGGGUCCACCUCGAAGGCUUCAAGUUCCAAGAUGAGGGCCAGACGGUGUGUGGCUCACCUGCUGACAUGCAGGGCCGUCGUCUGGGUGAGGUGGGCAUCCAGCUACGGACGUUAUGUCACCAGACUCUGGGCUCCUGGGACUACCUUUUCUUUGUUGUCAUCGGCUUUGUCAUCUUUGCUGCCGGAACCGUGUCAGCCUGGGUGAUGGGAGUCAUUAUGGUGCUCUAUGAGCGCUACAUCAAGAAGAAAGAUGAACAGCUGGAUGUGGACACUGAGGAAGAAACCAGCGAGACGGGUCGUACCUUGCGAAGCAGGAGUGACCAUGGCAACGGGAAUUUAAAAACGUCACAUACUGUUUAAAAGAUUUAAUCCCACUCUGCCGCAAUGGAUUCCCACAGUGCCUCCUGUCAACUUCCAGGACUGUCUGUGAAGUCUAAUGACGCUGCAGUCAAACUGAGUCUGUUUAACAGGCUCAGCUCUGAAAGAGAAAAGACAGGAUUCAACAGAGAUGAAGAAUGUAAUUCUUCUUAAUUGUAGUGUGCUUCCAGGUGACCUAAUGUGCACUCUGGCUGCCAUUGUGGAGGUCCCAAGACCUUGGUUAUUACUGUUUAUCUAUCAAAAUGUAUGACUUUGCAGUUUGGUUUAUUACUUUGUAAUAAACACAAAUAUUGCACAUGCACAUAUUAUACCGACAAUCAGUAUAAUAUGAGCAUGUGCUAAUAUUGGCUUGUGUGAUAGUAGUUAUCAAUGGUCACAUUUACCAUCUUAAAAAACAGUUUCAGAUUUUGGGAACUGUGCUUAUUUGCUUUCAAGUUAGUUGAGAAGGUUGAUCACACUCUCAUAACCAAUUGUAAUGAAGCUACAGCCAGAGACAGUUAGCUUAUGUAGUGUGGCUCUGUUGAGAGUUAACAAAAUGCACCCAGCAGCAUCUCUAAAGCUAAUUAAUUAACAUGUUGUAUCUCAUUUGUUUUCUUGGCCAGGAUCAGCAACAACAGUAUCUCCCUGUUACCUGGAAACUGCUCCCAACUAAGAAAUGUGUUUCCAGUCUUUAUGCUAAGCUUACUGGCUGCUGGCUGUAGCUAUAUGUUAAACAAUGUUAGAGUGGUGUCAGUCUUAUCAUCUGACUCUGAAAGUGAUUAAGAGUUUUCCCCCAAAAUGUCAAACUCUUCUUUAAUGAUGAUCUUAGUCCAGCAGUAAUUCAUCAGUCUGGCUCAGACCAUCAGCCAGUUUUAGCUGGUGUGAACUGCUUGUUUUUUACCUUGACACUUUGCAUAAUGCACUUAAUUUGAGCAUUACCUACUAUAUUUAGUAGCAACCACUGUUACUUUUUAAGGUAUUUUACUAUAUUUAGAGAUGCAGAGACAAGACCAAGUAAAAAAAUCAGUAAUCCAAGGCUUUUUAAAAAAUAAAUCAGAAUAAUUUUGGUUAUCUGGAAAAACAUACACACACAUCAUACAAUAUGAUUUUGUUUGUAAUAAUGUUACAAAUUAGAUAGAUACACUUGCUGCUCAGUAAUAUGACAAUCUAGACCCUACUUAUAGGGUCAGCAUUGUUUGCACACAGAAUUCCCCAGUGGACCUCCAUGAUGGCAACAAGCAUAGCAGGAGAAUUGUGACUCAGCUUCACAGCCUCCACAUUAAUUAAAAAUGGUGUGGUCAGUCUACAUAGAAUGAAAUGCAUUUAUCCAGUGAAGAUGGAUAAAUGUGUGCACGCAUUUACACAGCAGCGUGUUCUAUGUAGUUGUAUGUGUGAUUGAGCUUUCGCAGAUGUGAGCACCUCCAUCCUUGGUCCAGUGAUGUGUGGUUUUGCACUGAUAGUUUGCUUCCCUCAUCUAUUAGCCCAAAAACAAACAACAGUCACGGUUUUUGUGUUGAAGAUCUAUUUGUGAAGUUUAUAGCCGACAUGUGCCAACUGCUGAGUUCUGUUUUGGCAGUGGGCCCUGCUGGAUGGCAAGUAAACAGGAGAGUGUGAUAAUUGAUUUCUACUCCAUUCUCUCUUAGUUGGGUAAUGGGUUUGAGUGCAGUGUCCUAACUGUUUCUGCAUGCACUGUUCAUGCACCGAAAAGCCUUAUGAGAUGUAAUCAACUGAGAUUCAUUCUUAAAAAAAAAAAAAAAAACAUGCUCCUAAUUUCUUGAUAAGUGAAUUACACUUUUUAUUUACACUUUGAAUUGAGUGAAUUUACUCCAAACCUGGUGUUUCAUGAAUUACAGCAAUAAGUCAGCUGUCCAGAAAAACAGAAUUAUUUCAGUUCACAACGGUAAAUAUCAGAACCUGCUUUGUUUAUUUUCAAGUCCAAGAUAACAAACUUAGUGCAGAAUGACCACUUCCAUAUUACCUCCAUACUUUUGCUCAAAGUUAUCUGGCUGUAACACUCCACUGACCCUGACAUUGACUGUUAUGAACUUCUAAUGAAGGAAGGAGCAGAAAGAAAAUGAUUCCUUAUUGGACUAGGGACGUCAAUGGCCUAAAGGUAGCUGCUCCAAUAUGCCGUCCCCUGUGUUAUAUUGUACAAUCAACUGUGUCUCAGAAUGAUUUACUUGAUUUAAGAACAAAAUAGAACUUUUGAGGGACCUGAGAGGGAGGAGAGCUGUUCUUCCCUCACUUUAUGUCACUUUAUAUACUUUAUAUACAAGUUUUAUUAGGAAAGUGUUUGAAUUCAAAAGCUUGGAUGUAUGCAAGUCUGAGUUACUGUAAUAUAUCUUGCAGCUUGGUCAGCAAGGUAAAACACCUAUUUCACAGCAGGCAUUACGACACGUCACAGAAGGGAAAGCAAAGGUGUAGAUAAACAAAUAAAUGAUGGUUGAAUUCCAUUUAGCUGUUUCUGUUUCAGGGUCCUGGUAUUGUGCAUGCUGGUUCUAUCACACUGUCAUGGCUUACUGGGACACUUAAAUAAAACUUUUUCUAAUAUGAAAAGUCAAAAUAUCUGUGUUAAAAACAUAUUUUAUGCUGAUUAUGUGACUUUUACUUAUUAAUGCUGAGCUGUCCAACUGUUGACUGACUACCAGGUUGUGAGAAGUGAGGGAGUAGUGGUACAACCAAAUGCAGUUGUGAGGACCACAACCAAGUUAAAGUUAUUCUGUACUUGUGUGAUGAAAAUGUGUUGAAGACAGAGAGGUUAGUCUGUGCUCUGACUCCGCACAAUCUGUUGUUUUCCUGUAAAGUGAUCUGCAAUACUACAAAAAAACCUUUCUUCACACAUUUACUGGCACUAGCAUUUUGUUGGGAUUUGUCCAAAAUGAACUACAAAUACAAAAAUGUUAUUGUUUUAACUAAAGAAACAGUAUAAUAACAGUAUACUAUACAGUACAGACAUGCUGGUUAUGGGUGGUUGAGUGUCAAAUGCAUUUUCUGCUUUGCUUAAUUAGUGUUUAUCCAGAGAUAAUACAUUUGUGACAUAUAAAUGUAAUAUUAUUUUCAUUAAUCAGGGAGUGGUCUUGACUUAUGGCAGUAUACGUAACUAUGCAUGUACCAAGCUACUGGAGAUAGUGACCCACAUACUGUAACUGCAAGUUGCCUACUAAAACAGAAUGCUGAGAUGCCUCUGAACAUUUGAACCAUUGGUUGCUGGUUGCUCUCGUGGCUUUCGGUGUAAUAUUUGCAUGGGUUCCUUCAGUACAUACAAAAUGCAUUGCAUAAUGUGCAUGUCUAUUGAGGUCUGUGUAGUAAACUCUCAUCUAUAUCUAUAUACAGUACAUGCAUACGGUAUAUGAGUUAGUCUCAACGGUGGGCAUGUAUUACAUUCUGAUGAUUAGGUCAUGUGAAGCUACAGGCAAGGGUGAGGGUGCAGCCUGGAAAUAGGAGAGCUGUUGCUCUAAUUCAUGUCAGCACAGUGACACAGAUGGAAUGACAAGGAGUACCUGUGUCUCCCUUUCUUAAUAAAUAUGUGCUUAGUUGCUAUUCUUGUGUAAUGCACAUAAGGCAAACAACUGGCCAUAUUGACACUUUUUGCUUCAUAUGAGCACUUGGAUGUACUUUAUAGAAGCUAAAUAUGCUGUGCUUCAAUAAUAUACUAAGUGGACGAACUGAAAUUCAAUAUUCUGCACUUUUUACACCCCCACACUGCAAACUCAGACCAUAUUUAGAGGCACAUGUAUACAUGUGCUCUGACACACAGAGACAAAAAGCAUCAGUUCUGCCCCCAUAAUCGACUCCAACACGGAUCAUCAAGUACAAUGUACUGUGUAAAAGCUUAGAAGAAGUGCUCUCUUCUCACUAAUGCUACAUUACUGGCACUAACCAGAACAGCAUCGUCCCACAUCAUCUAAACAGCAAAAUCUAAAUUUUGAGAGUUAAGAGACGUUUUGGGAACUAGGCUUUUUAGCUUUCUUCUUCGAUGACCAGAUCGAUACCACUUUCAUGUCUUUAUGGUAAGUAUGAUUUCUGCAGUCAAUUAACUUAGCUUAAAAUAUAGACUGGAAAUGGAGAGCAGCUAGCCUUGCUCUGCACAAAGGCUAAAAAGCCAUGUACCAGCACUGUUGAAGCUCACUAUUAACAUAUUUUCAUCUUGUUUGGUUGUUGGAGUGUAAGAAUAAAUAAAUAAUUGUAGUUAAAAAUGUCCCAGACUUAUCCAAAGCUAAGCCUGGCAAGAAAGCAAAUAAGCAAAUUUCCCAAAAUGUCGAACUAUUUCUUUUAAAUAGACAAAUAACGGUACUAAUGGGGAUAUUGUUGUGCUCUAGAAUGCACUCAGCUGGCUAUGGUCACAUCAAUAGCACAGCUGUGACUGCCAGCCAGCUCAGUGAAUAGACAGGGACUUAAUGCACACAGCUAUUGGAUGCAAAAGCUCCUGCAGGCUUGUUUUCUGCCUGUGGUUGUUUAACUCGUGUAUUUUUUUUGGUUUUUGUUUUUUUGCACCAUUGUAUGCAUCUACUGAGCUGAAGGCAAACUGGCCACUGUAAAAUGCCCGCAGAUAGGAGAUGUGACAUCAAGUAAGAGCAGCUCUAACCGACCGUAAUAGCCCUCUGACACAUCUACUUACAAACACACUCACUCACACACACACAAACACACAAAAUGGAAAAAAAUCCUAAUGGAGCAGUGGAAUGACUUACACCAAAGUUAGAAAUGAGGGAUAUAUUUCUAGGGACUUGGAUGCCUGUGUUUCAGUCAUUUCAACAAAAUUUCAUCAUUAAUCACUGCCACAUAUAGAUGACAGCACCAAAUUACAGCCAAAUACAACCACCCAUACUGCUGUGCUGUGCGAUGUUACUGAACAUAACAUGCUCUGGAGCUGGAACAUAAAGGAACUGCUGCAACUUAUAUUAAGUUAAAUUUCUUAUGCUUACAAUUGUGAACAUACAAAGAUUGCUCCUGUUUUAUACUUUAUUUUUCUUUGUCAGUUAAUUUCUUGACCACACUGAAGCACAUCAAGACGUGCAAGAACCUGGUUUUCACUACCAACAUAAUAAAUAGUAAUAAUGGAGUUUUUUCCAGUUUCAUUUCCCUCACUUCCUCCAUCAUUAUUACAUACACAUUAUUAUCAGAAAUGACUUGUAAGCUGGGAUUUAUUUCAACAAUGAAUUUAUUGUGUUCAGUAGUAUGUUACAUACUGUCGGUUUUCUAUUGGACUUGAUAUUGAUAAGCUCUACUUGGCCCUCCUCUGCAAAAGUGGCUAUUGAUUGAUGGUGAAGAGUGAGCCCCUGCCUCCACUUGGCAGAGAGGAGGACGGUCCUACUGCUGUUACAUAUCUGCACACAGGCUCAGGGGCCUGCCAACUCUGUAUCCUUCCCCAGCAAUAAAAGGUCAUUUGAGAGGA